AUGCAAGCAAGAACAUCACUCAGUGUUUGCAUAAAAUUACCAUGCUUAAAUAAUAAAAAUUUGAAUGUACAAAUUAAAAAAGGUCAAGAUAUUAAAGAACUUGUUCAGCAUCUUAUUCAAACACACGCAAUACCUCCAUAUUUAACAAUAUCUAUAUAUUCAACUAUUUUAUCCGCUAUGAAUGAGUCUUGUCAAAAAGAUCAGUUAAACAUUCAUUCAACGUUAUCAAAACACGAAUUACGUCAUUUAUUUGUAGAUGCAUAUCAAUCAAAUACCCUUCAAUAUAAUAAUAAACCUGAAGAUGAUAUUUUCCCUCGUGCAUUUCAUACCCUUGUCCAUUGUCCUGUCACAUCCAUAUUUGAUACUUUACUUGAAUUAGAACAAAAUUAUGCCAUUGCUAUUCAAGAACUGCAAACUGCAAGUGAUCACGAAUUAGUAGCUAUUCAAGCAAGACAAGCACAAGAAAUAGAAUCUGUUUCUAUGUCAAGCCUUGAAUCGAAUAUACCAGGAACAAAUCUAUCGAAUCAAAAUAGUAACAUGACGACCCUCUUUACUCGUCAAGUAGAAGAAAUGGAAGUAUUUCAAGCGACUUGGCAAUCUGAAAUUAUGCAGACUCAACAAACUCAACGUCAGGAAUACAGGGACUUUGUCAUUGAACUUUAUCGUGCAUAUCAAUCAACAUUAGCUUCCCUUUCUGAUAGUGAACAUCUUAAACCAGAAGAUACAUUAAAGAAAUUAGAUGGUAAAGAAAUUGUUGCUAUCGCUGCAAAUCGGAUGCGUCAAUGGGAAGAAGAACAACAACAACAACAACUUCAAACUGCUGACUCUGUUCAUAGUGAUAGUAGUCAUACUUCAAGUCAUACAACUUCUCUUCCUACACGACCUCGUACCGCUUCUUUAGCAAGUAGUCUUGGUUCUCCUAAUCUACAACACGCUUCAUUCUCUCCUAAUGAAUUGGCUUCUUUAGUACGUACUGCUUCUUUAUCCUCUGGCUAUGACCCUGUUUCUGUCAAGAACAUUCAGGAAAUGGGCUUUGCUAAGGAUCAAGCAGAGUCGGCUUUGAUCUUGUCAAAUCAAAAUAUGGAAGCUGCUAUUGCUUUAUUACUUGAAAAUCCAAAAAAGGUCGACGCUUAUUUAGCUGAACAACGAUUACAACUGCAACAACUAGAACAACAGAAACAUUUUAAACAAAUGUCCCAUCCACCUGCAAGUUCAAAUACGCCCUAUUAUCGUCGUUCAUAUUCUUUAAGUCAAGUAUCUCGUCCAUCUAUUCCAAUUUCACGUCAACACACUACUCCAACUACAGCAUCAAAGAGACGUUAUUCUUUACAACGCUUUAGUACUACGCCUACCUUUUUAAAUAUGAUGGGUCAUAAAAAUACGAAUAACCCUCCUUUAUCAACGCAUGCUGCCACUCCUACUUCUACUACUCCUUCUCCUCCUCCUACAACUAUAGCAACAAAUACAAAUAAAAGUUGGAAUCCAAUUUCUUUCUUGCAACAACAGAAACAAGCCAUGGAGAAUACAAAUCUAAGUUCAGUGCGUAAAUUGGGUGGAUGGUUAGGUAAAGCAAUGGAAAACUUGGGUAUAGAAAAUGAGAACGGUACUUUAGAAAAAAGAGAGCAAGCUAUGAUAUCAACUCAACAACAAGCACCUCAACUAGUAGAAUCAUUUACAAUCAUGAUGGGUACAGUACAAGUGAAGACAUCACAUAAUUUACGUUUAUUAGUAACAAAUGUCGCAACUGACAUAUUUCACCCUGAGCAUUAUGAUCCAUUAAGAGAAAUGGCCUAUCGAGCUGAAACAGCUACAAAAUUGUAUACAAGUCAUCUAAGUGCUAUCAUCGUUCUAGUUGAAAUAAGUGAGUUGAUGUCGAAACGAAAAGAAGAUACGUCUAUUACAGAUUGGAGACUUUAUCGUACAGGUAAAAGUCAUAGUAAUAAAGCCUUUUUUGAACGUUGUCGACAAUCAACAGAAUUUCAUUUCCCUGAUGUUGAAAGUCAAUUAAGACAAAUUGAAGAGGAUUUUCAACCCCAUCAAUUAACUGAAGGUUCCUUUUUUAUAACAAAACAUUCUAAUUUACCUAGCACACAGAUUGUAUUUCAUCUCUUGAUUGAUAGUACAGCCAUCACAGCAACUCAAUUAUCCAAUCGACAUCCAUUAAUCACAGGUCUUCGUCAUAUAUUGAAAAUAACAACUCAGUAUGAUAUUUCAUCAUUAUCUAUCCCGCUUUUAUUAUUACCUGAUCGAUUCCAUGAAUUGGCUACAGAUACAACAGAGACACAACGAUCCAGUUGGCUACAAAAAAGGGGUGAAGUCGUGAUGAAAUGCAUAAAGGGAUUCUUGAUUGAGAAUUCGAGAAAUGGGAAAAGAGUUCAAAAUGAAGGUUUAGAUCGAGCUGAAAGUAUGGGAAAUGGUGGAUUAAGAAAUAUUGAAUUUUUAAUACCUAAUAAUGCGGAGAUCUAUAUGGGUCAUCAUUCCUUACAACAACAUCCCUCUCAUUCGCAAUACAUAAAUCAUGGAACUAAUACCACUACAACAACAACAACAUCUACUACUACUACUACCACCACCACCACUACUACUGCUGCUAUUACUACUAAUAGUAAUACUUCAGGAAUAGAUACUCCAUUGGAUACUAAUGGUGCUCAGUCCAUGUUAAUUCCACAGGAGGUUGAAACUGCAUUUGAACAAUUUAGAGCUUUAUUAGUCAAUCUAUUCCGUACGAGUUAA
Cokeromyces recurvatus is the source of this 2733-nucleotide messenger RNA. RefSeq lists its product as uncharacterized. Gene Ontology annotation, molecular function: protein binding. The coding region runs from base 1 to 2733 and encodes 910 amino acids. The transcript is spliced from 4 exons. The record is from RefSeq and is a predicted model, not a curated record. Gene Ontology annotation, cellular component: cytoplasm. Lineage: Eukaryota; Fungi; Mucoromycota; Mucoromycetes; Mucorales; Mucoraceae.